CUCCGCCUUCGUUCGAGGUGGUAUUUGUUUACGUAUUACCGACAAAAACAAGGGAGUUGAUGUUAUUCAUAAACAACUAUCAGAACAGUUACAUAUCAGUUUGGUUUUUUGAUAACCAUCUACAACCCAAAUAUACACAUUUUCUCAUACUGCAGACUGCAAAAAGCAGAUCAGGUGAGGAAAAAAAUAACAUAUACACAAUGAUUGGAAAGAUAUUUGCCCAUUUUCUUGGUAGCACAGAAGUAGAUUUUCCUGCAGAAGACAAUGAAACCUACAAGGAGCUCAUCGAGGUUGAGAAGGGAGGAUGGGUAAUCAUCAACAUUCAAGAGAACAACCUCCUGAUUGAAGACCCUUUUGAGAACCGGCUGAUUGAGAACCCCAGUAUGUCAGUGUAUCAGGUCAGAUGCCUUGCCAGCGGUGAGGAAGACCAGAGUUCUGAUGAAGAAGAGUCGCCGCCUGGGUUUUUGCCAGUCAAACAUUACAUGUCUCGGAGGCUAGCAGCCUGGGGCAGCUCCCUUCCGUCCAACGCCCACCUACUUGCAGUGCAGCGAGCCAGAACCCACAGGGAGCGCAAGACCAGGAGUGCUCUACAUAAGCAGAGUCUUGCCAAGAUGCGCUUCCCCCCCUCUGACAGACGAUAUGGUCACUUUAAACAACCCUGCCAGCGUGUCUAUAACUACUGAGUGUCUGCAGAGUAACCACUCACUGUCUAAAGUCACUGAACACACAGCUCGGAUAUUGUUACCAUGUCAUUCCCUUCACCAGAUCAAGGAAGUGUAACAACUGCUUACAAAGAGUUCUCCCUUAUCAGAGUAUGUUAUUAACAUAUUGUACCAAGCCCAGUUUUACAGUGAAUGCAUCAAAUGUGAAAAGUCUGAUAACUGGCUUAUUUUUACUUUCAACAUUAUAAUAGCUCUGAUGGAAACUACUACUAGGAGCUGUCAAUGGGCUAAAUUAGUUGGAUAGAUUUGUUUUAAUUGGAUUUGGAUAUUACCUACUUUUUUCAACUUUGUGUGCCUUAAUACACCCCUCACAUUUUAGCAAAUAUUUGAUUAUGUCUUUUCAUGAGGUGAAAAGAUAUAUAUGCCAUGAGGUGCCAUGUUGAACUUCCAGUGACCAGUAUGAGGGAGUGUGAGAGCGAUAAUAUCAAAUUUAACACA
Molecule: messenger RNA, 1160 nt
Organism: Esox lucius (northern pike)
Lineage: Eukaryota; Metazoa; Chordata; Actinopteri; Esociformes; Esocidae
Exons: 4
Coding region: 60-683 (207 amino acids)
Biological process (GO): positive regulation of DNA-templated transcription; autophagosome assembly
Cellular component (GO): autophagosome; nucleus
Source: RefSeq, a predicted model, not a curated record